AUGCAAGGAAAAAAGUAUCCCUUCUUGGAUUCUGACGUUUCUCAAAUUUUUGAUGAAUUGCUUGAGUUAAAGCUCAUUGACUUGCCAGAGAUGAAGCGACCCGAUGAAGCUGGAAAAACUGAUGACCCAAAUUAUUGCAAGUAUCACAGACUUGUGAGUCAUCCUCUUGAAAAAUGCUUUGUCUUUAAGGAUAGAGUGAUGCGAUUGGCUAACGAAAAUAAAAUUAUCCUUGAUGAUGAGAAAGCUAGUUCUAACCAGACCCCUAUCACGUUUGGGUCACUGGAUCCGGUCCAAAUAUAUAUCUCUGAAAAGCAUGAAGAAGAGCCAGUAGAACAGGAUGUUGACAUAGAUGGUGAGGAGGGUUGGAUUCUUGUAACUAGGCGAAGACGCAACAAGUCAAGCUUACGAAAAGAAUUAUCCGAGAAACCGGUUAGAGAAAAAAUGGUGAAGAAAUCACAGAAGCAAAAAUCAAUCAAGUGCCCCAAAAGGGCAAAGGUUGAAGUGCAUCACUACCAAAAACCUCGACGUCUUGUGACUCUAGGGGAAUUCUUGCCAAGCUCGUUCGACUCAAAGUCUACUCUAGGCAAUGUCGAGGCAUCAUGUUUCAAUGUGGAUAAAGAACAAACAAUGAAGGUGCCUCCUACUGUAAAAGAAGGAACAACGAGUGAAUCCUCACCAAAAGUGUCUAUUGGGGAAGAAGAAGAAGAAACAAGAGAAAUCUCAGAAAUGAUGUCUCUUUCAUCUUCUGAAAAAUCUAUUGAACUUUCUUCCCAAGAAGCAUAUGUCUGUGAUACUAAAAUCACAUUUACAGAUAACGAUCUUCUAUUUGGUGAAACACUACACAAUCGUCCUUUGUAUAUGGUGGGUCAUGUGCUAGAGAAGAAGAUAAAUAGAAUCUUAAUAGAUGAAGGAUCUGGAGUCAACAUUUUGCCUAUCCACACAUUGAAGGAACUUGGCAUCACGACUGGAGAACUUAGUGAAAGUCGUCUGUUGAUACAAGGAUUUAAUCAAGGUGGACAGAGGCCCAUAGGCUCUAUUAAAUUAGAGAUCCACAUGGGAGAUUUGCGAUCAAGCGCAUGGAUGCAUGUGAUUGACGCAAAGACAUCAUACAACAUAUUACUUGGCAGGCCUUGGGUACAUGAGAAUAGAAUUGUCUCAUCUUCUUACUAUCAAUGUUUGAAAUAUCUUGAAGGUGGAAUUGAAAGAAAGAUAGUUGCAGAUGAUAAUCCUUUCACCGAAGUGGAGACACACUUUGCGGAUGCGAAAUUCUAUAUGAGAAGUUAUGUUGUUAAAGGGGUCAAAUCCAAUGACGUCAAAUCAAUCAAGAUUGAUAAUCUCGUAAGUAAAAGAAUUGAUGCAGCUAUCGAAAAGGUAAAAAUUGACACUAAAGAUUCUUGUCCCAUUCUUAAUGAAGGGAAGAUCCUGUCUUCAAAGAAGAAGCAGACUUCUAGGCUUUGCUAUGUUCCAAAAGAGAAGAAAAAGCAAGAUCAACCAUCUAACCUUGAAGAAAAUGCAUUAAGAGGGCUAACUCUUCCUAUCAGACGGAUUGAUGCAAUAAACUUGUCUGCAAAGUUGCUAGAAAAGUCUGUCGCUCAAGAUCAAGUGCUAGAUAUGGCUCUCCCUACAAAGCGCACAAGAGAAGGUUUUGAUCCCAAUGCCUACAAGUUAUUUGUGAAGGCAGGAUACAACCCUAGCGAGCCAUCAGCGCUAGGGAAACUCCCAUCAGAAGAUACAACUAGGAAAGCGCUUGAAGGCCUAGGUUAUAGCCAACCGCCGCCAAUUCGCAUUUCCAUAAAAAGGGCCAGUAAUAAUCAUAUAACUUUUGAAGAUGACGUCACUGCUCCCAAUAAAAGGCCUUCUGUCUUUGAUCGACUUGGAGAAGCGACAACAAGAAUUUCUGUGUUUAAGAGGUUAGGUCCUCUGAAGAAGAAUAACAAGAACCUGAGAAGUUAUUUGAAAGUUACUAAGCCUACUUCACAUUUGAUUCGAAAAGAUUUCAGAAGUUUGAUUCCUUCUAGGAUGAGGCGACGAGUGGAACUUAUGGUUUCCUGUAAAGAGGAACUCAAGGCAAAGGUUCAUACUGUGGUUUACACCAAAGAGCGCGAGGAAGAUGAAGAAAGUGUAGGUUCCUCCAAUCAUGUUACAAUCCAAAAUGACUACGAUUCUUUGCCUCAAAAGAAAAUUGUGGAAGAGGUAGAAAAUAUUGUCUCGUGUUGUCAUAUAUCAGUCAAUGACAAUGAUCCUGUGGAAGAGGAAGAUGCUAUAGAUGCUCCACCAGAACUUGAAGAAGGAGUAAAGAUCACAAUAGAUCCUUUGAAGGAAGUUAACCUUGGCACUGAUGAAAAUCCGAAGCCAACUUACUUGAGUGCGUUUCUAGAAAUUGAUGAAGAAGUUGCUUACAUGAAUAUACUCAAAGAAUAUAGAGAUAUAUUCGCUUGGAGUUACAAAGAAAUGCCUGGAUUGAAUCCUAGAGUAGCGGCAGGCUUUAUUCGUGAGGUCAAAUAUCCUACAUGGAUUUCAAGUAUUGUUCAUGUGAGGAAGAAGAAUGGUCAAAUUCGAGUUUGUGUUGACUUUAGAGAUUUCAAUAAUGCAUGCCCUAAAGAUGAGUUUCCUCUUCCCAUUCCAGAGUUGAUGAUUGAUGCCACCACUGGUUAUGAGGCAAUGUCGUUCGUGGAUGGUUCUUCUGGAUAUAAUCAAAUCCGCAUGUCACCAAAAGAUGAAGAACUCACUGCAUUUUGCACGCCAAAAGGUAUUUAUUGCUACAAAGUGAUGCCAUUUGGUUUAAAGAAUGCUGGCGCCACAUAUCAAAGGGCUAUGCAAAAUAUCUUUGACGACUUGCUCCAUAAAAAUGUUGAAUGUUAUGUUGAUGAUUUGGUAGUAAAGUCGAGGAAGAGGGGUGAUCAUUUGAAAGACUUAAGAAUGGUGUUUGAGUUACUCCGAAGAUAUCAACUAAGGAUGAAUCCAUUGAAAUGUGCCUUCUGA
This is a messenger RNA of Solanum pennellii, 2982 nucleotides long. RefSeq lists its product as uncharacterized. Lineage: Eukaryota; Viridiplantae; Streptophyta; Magnoliopsida; Solanales; Solanaceae. The transcript has 2 exons. The record is from RefSeq and is a predicted model, not a curated record. Bases 1 to 2982 code for a protein of 993 amino acids.